Messenger RNA from Melitaea cinxia (Glanville fritillary), 1149 nucleotides. Its product is annotated as homeobox protein unc-39-like. The transcript has 5 exons. Gene Ontology annotation, biological process: regulation of transcription by RNA polymerase II. Lineage: Eukaryota; Metazoa; Arthropoda; Insecta; Lepidoptera; Nymphalidae. The coding region runs from base 1 to 1149 and encodes 382 amino acids. Gene Ontology annotation, cellular component: nucleus; transcription regulator complex. Gene Ontology annotation, molecular function: RNA polymerase II cis-regulatory region sequence-specific DNA binding; DNA-binding transcription factor activity, RNA polymerase II-specific. The record is from RefSeq and is a predicted model, not a curated record.
AUGAAAUCCACAAACAUGGAUACUUGUUCAGACCGCUUAAGUCCAUCAAGCGACAUGACGAGCGAGUCUGAAACGUCCUUACCGCCAUUUCCCUAUGAACAACAAAAUGGUAACUUCUACACACAAACGGACAUUACGGAAAAACAAUAUUUUUCAUGCAAACAGAAAAACCGUACGGAUGACAGAAAGGAGGUUUACUUGCAAGAAAGCAAUAAAAACUCUUUCGAAAAUUAUUUGUCGCCGAGAGGAAAAAAAUAUUUGAAUUUCGAACUAAAACUACCGCCUAUCAACGAUAACUUUUUUUCACAAAUCGACGAAGACCGACGCUCAAAUUACUUUAAUGAAGUUUCUAUGAAAAAUAUUCAAAAUGAGAACAAUCCGAUGGUGGAAAUCGAAAUAAACAAUGCGUUUGAAAGCGUUGUUAAUAAUGAUAGAGAGAGACAGCAAUAUUUUUCUGAUAGUGAGAACGGGAUGCGUAGAUGUUUAAAUUUUAAUUCCGAACAAGUCCAAUGUGUGUGUGAGGCGUUACAACAGAAAGGCGAUAUAGAGAAAUUGGCGGCGUUUUUAUGGAGUCUGCCGACGACGGAGCUGUUGCGAGGGAAUGAAACUGUUUUAAGAGCACGAGCGUUAGUUGCCUUCCACCACGGUGUUUUCCAAGAACUCUAUGCUAUAUUGGAGAAGCAUCCGUUUCCGCCCAGACACCAUAGCGACUUACAGAAGCUGUGGUUCAAAGCUCAUUAUAAAGAGGCUGAGAAAGUUAGGGGAAGGCCUCUGGGAGCAGUAGAUAAAUACAGACUACGGAAGAAGUACCCUCUACCUAAAACAAUAUGGGAUGGGGAAGAAACAGUUUAUUGCUUCAAGGAGAAGAGUAGGAAUGCUCUUAAAGACUGUUACUAUAGGAAUAGAUAUCCAACACCAGAUGAGAAGCGAGCGCUCGCUCAGAAGACUGGUCUAACACUGACUCAGGUUUCAAAUUGGUUCAAAAAUAGACGUCAAAGGGAUCGAACGCCUCAGCAGAGUAAUCGACCUGAAAUGCUGGUACCAGCACAGUACGUCGGCGCCCAAGGAGGUUUAUCUCAAUCAUUUCUCCCCAAUACAUAUUACAAGCUUCAAGACGCCUCACAUUAUCUACAUGGAAACCAACAUUAA